Molecule: messenger RNA, 930 nt
Organism: Gracilinanus agilis (Agile Gracile Mouse Opossum)
Lineage: Eukaryota; Metazoa; Chordata; Mammalia; Didelphimorphia; Didelphidae
Product: putative olfactory receptor 2W6
Exons: 1
Coding region: 1-930 (309 amino acids)
Biological process (GO): G protein-coupled receptor signaling pathway
Cellular component (GO): membrane
Molecular function (GO): olfactory receptor activity; G protein-coupled receptor activity
Source: RefSeq, a predicted model, not a curated record
AUGGAAAUAGCCAACGACAGCUCAGGUGAUUUCAUCUUAGUGGGUUUCUCUGAACGACCUGAGUUAGAACUGAUUCUCUCACUCUUUGUCUCCUUGUUCUACAUUAUAACCCUGACAGGUAACACAGCUAUCAUUCUGCUUUCUCUCCUGGACUCCAGGCUCCACACUCCCAUGUACUUCUUCCUCAGAAACCUUUCCUUUCUAGACCUCUGCUUCACCACUAGCAUUGUCCCUCAGAUGUUAGUGAACAUCUGGGGAGGAAGCAAAAAGAUCAGCUACUCUGGAUGUAUGGUCCAGUACUGGGUGGCCUUGGCUCUUGGCUCCACUGAAUGUGUGCUCCUUGCAGUGAUGGCUGUUGAUCGUUAUGUUGCUGUCUGUUGGCCCCUACGCUAUGCUAUGAUCAUGCACCCACGCCUCUGCCACCUCCUAGGGGCUGCUUCCUGGUCUAGUGGCUUUGCCAACUCCCUCUUGCAGUCAUCACUGGCCAUGGUGCUACCUCGAUGUGGCAACCGAAGAGUGGAUCAUUUCUUCUGUGAGUUACUGGUCAUUGUCAAACUUUCCUGCGUGGACACUGGUCCAACAGAGUCUAAGAUGUUCAUUGCCCGCCUUAUCAUCCUUGCCAUGCCUGUCUCCAUUAUCUUAACUUCAUAUGGGUGCAUUGCAUGGGCAGUGAUGAAGAUCCGUUCAGCUGAGGGAAGAAAGAAGGCCUUUGGUACUUGUGCAUCACAUCUCCUAGUGGUGUCACUUUUUUAUGGGACAAUCAUGUUUGUAUAUCUACAGCCCAAAAACAAUUACUCCCAGGACCAGGGAAAGGCUCUUGCAGUGCUCUAUACAAUUCUAGCUCCUACCCUCAACCCUCUGAUCUAUACGCUAAGGAAUAAAGAUGUGAAGAAAGCAGUAAGAAAAUUAAUGGGGAAGGAGCAGGCAUAG